Molecule: messenger RNA, 970 nt
Organism: Musca vetustissima
Lineage: Eukaryota; Metazoa; Arthropoda; Insecta; Diptera; Muscidae
Gene: epsilonCOP
Product: coatomer subunit epsilon
Exons: 1
Coding region: 22-927 (301 amino acids)
Biological process (GO): endoplasmic reticulum to Golgi vesicle-mediated transport; retrograde vesicle-mediated transport, Golgi to endoplasmic reticulum; intra-Golgi vesicle-mediated transport
Cellular component (GO): COPI vesicle coat
Molecular function (GO): structural molecule activity; protein binding
Source: RefSeq, a predicted model, not a curated record
UACAUUUUAGGUUGAAAUAGAAUGAGCAAAAUGGCACAAGAAGAGGAUACCAACUCAACACUUUUUUAUGCCCGAAAUGAAUAUUACAUUGGAAACUUCAUGGGCUCGGUCAACUUUGUGCUUCCUGAACAGGGAGCAGCUGGUUCGGAACUAUUAUCCUAUAUGUAUUUGUCCUAUCUGGCCAUUGAUUCAGGCAGACUAAUAGCAAGUGAUAUCAAGGAGAACAACAACACACCACUUCUGGCUUUGCGCUACAUACAUGAAGCCUUUGAGCAACCUGAUAAAAUCGAAGACAUUUUAAAUAAACUAACAGAUAAGGUAGCAGGCGAAGAAGAUGAAACUAACAUAUGGCAUAUAGCUACAGCUAUUGUGUACUGCUACGAUGAGCAGUUCGAGAAUGCACUUAAAAUUCUACAUGGAUCAACUAAUUUGGAAUCGAUGGCUUUGUCGGUGCAAUGCCUGUUGCGAUUGAAUCGUAUUGACCUUGCGAAACAGUUGGUGGGCAAGAUGCAAGAAAUCUCCGAUGAUCACACGCUGACCCAGCUGGCUCAAGCAUGGGUAGCAUUAUCGACAGGCACCGAGUCUAUGCAAGACGCAUUCCAUAUCUAUCAGGAAUUUUGUGAAAAAUACAAACCCACACCUUUGCUAUUAAACGGACAAGCUGUAGUUCAUUUGGGAUUGGAAAGGUACGAAGAAGCUGAAGCGGUAUUACGCGAAGCCUUGACCAAAAAACACAACGAUUAUGACACAUUAAUAAAUAUGAUGGUGUUGUCACAUUUGACCGGAAAAUCUCAAGAAACCAUUCAACGUUAUUGGGAACAGUUACGCCAAUUCUAUCCCAAAAGCCAAUUCGUUAAAAAUUUCGAUAAGAAAUCUGAAGAAUUUGAUAAGUUAUGUCUGAAGUAUUCCAUAGAAGGUACUGCCUAAGCUUAAAACUAAUAUAAAAUUUUAUGAACAUAUAUAUACAUAU